AUGACACACCAUUUUUAUUUCAACUGCCCGGUCGGCCCCUGCUACGUCGAGGCUUCCAAAGGAGGAGCGGCGCCAGAUGAUGAUUGCUACGUGUCGUAUUUUGUGUUCUGGGGCGGUGAGAAAGAGAGCGCCCCAAAGGAUGUCCGCUUCUCAAUCGUUGUUGAGGCUGUGAGCGGCGGUUGCCACGAGCAUCUAAACGCCUUGCUCGGGACGUGCGUGCCCAGUGGCUCGUUCGCAGAGGGCUGGGGCGAAGACAAGGCUCUGAAAUGGAGGCCGCUGCGCAAUGCGGUCAUUGGCGGGGCCAGGCUGCAGGCCAGCAUCGCUCUUACGACGGCGAGCGACCCAGCCAGCACCGACACCCGCUUGCGGAUCGGGCCUCCGCCGGGCGCGACCCUGCUCGGCGACAGCCUGCUGGGCGGCCCGUUCUGCGACGUGGCCGUGCGCGCCGGCGGCCGCCAGUGGCGGGCCCACAGGGUGGUGCUGGCCGCGGCGUCGCCGGCGCUGCUGGGCAUGCUGGGAGGUGAAAUGCUCGAGGCCCAGGCAGCAGCUGUGGAAUUCAAAGAGGCAGACGAGCAGGUGGUGGAGCUGCUGUUACGGCACAUUUAUGGCGAGGCGAUCGAGGUGCCCCUUGAGCUGCUGCCGGCCCUGUACGGCCUGGCUGACCAGUAUCAGCUGCGCUCCAGCCUCUGCAUGGAGGCGCGGCUGCUGCUGAGCACAGUCAGCGUGCAGCCGGCUGCGCUGGCGCGGCUGCUACCUGCGGUACACCACCUGUGCUGCGCUGCGUUUGACGCCAGCUGGUGCGACCAAGCGGCGGAGGCGCUCCCAAAGCUGCAGCCUUGUGAAUACAGCGCUUGGCCGCUUGAUGUUUUCGCGGAUGUGAGCAGAGAGGCACGCCCGCUGCCUGACGUGCUGACGGCAGCAAACGCCUGGGUGGAGGGGCAGGACGCCCCUGGCGCUGCUGCAGCAGAGGUGUGGGACCGCCUGCUGGACGCCGUCGAUUGGGCAGCCGCGACACGCGACGACCUGCGCGCUGUGCAGCAGCGGUUGGGCAGCAGCGGGAUCCCUGGGCUGCACGCCAAGCUGUAUGAGGCGCUCGACGCGCUGUACAUCAAGAUGCAUGGAUGA
Molecule: messenger RNA, 1125 nt
Organism: Monoraphidium neglectum
Lineage: Eukaryota; Viridiplantae; Chlorophyta; Chlorophyceae; Sphaeropleales; Selenastraceae
Exons: 1
Coding region: 1-1125 (374 amino acids)
Biological process (GO): regulation of proteolysis; proteasome-mediated ubiquitin-dependent protein catabolic process
Cellular component (GO): cytoplasm
Molecular function (GO): ubiquitin protein ligase binding
Source: RefSeq, a predicted model, not a curated record